Molecule: messenger RNA, 1818 nt
Organism: Pseudomassariella vexata
Lineage: Eukaryota; Fungi; Ascomycota; Sordariomycetes; Amphisphaeriales; Pseudomassariaceae
Product: cytochrome P450 monooxygenase
Exons: 4
Coding region: 63-1601 (512 amino acids)
Molecular function (GO): monooxygenase activity; oxidoreductase activity, acting on paired donors, with incorporation or reduction of molecular oxygen; heme binding
Source: RefSeq, a predicted model, not a curated record
CAAACCUCCUCUUCUACGGCUCCUUUAUAAUUUUCUUCAUCAAUAGCCUUGCUUGAUGAGUGAUGGAGCUAACUCGGCUCGUGAUAACCUGGACUACGGUCCCGGUCUUGCUACUCCUGUCUGUGGCUGUAAUUUUAGCUUUUGUGCUACGGAGAUUAUUCUUCCACCCACUUUCGAAAUAUCCAGGUCCAUGGUAUCGCAGCAUCUCGGAGGUACCACUGGUCUGCAACCUAAUCGGAGGGAAGCAGUAUGCAUGCUAUAAAAGGCUACAUGAAAAAUAUGGGCCCGUUGUACGAGUGGCUCCGAACGAACUCAGCUUCUUGACCGGCACGGCGAUGGAGGACAUAUACGGGCUGCGCAAUCCCACACAGAAGGAUCGAAAAUGGAUUGGUGCCAUCCUACCCAGGCCGCCGUAUCCCAUGACCUCCGCGCCACGGGAUAUCCAUGCCAGACAACGCCGUGCAUUUGCCAGCGUUUUCACGAACUCAGCCCUCCUGAACGAAGAAAAGAUCAUCCAGGGACAAGUAGACGAGCUGAUUACCGCCUUUUACAGAAAGGUCGACGAGAACGGUGGAGCGGCAGUCGUUGACAUGCUUGGUUGGGGCAAGUUCUACUCAUUCGACGUCAUCGGCCUCCUGGCUUUUGGGGCCCCCUUCGGCUGCCUGAAAAGCGAGGCCAACAUCAAAUGGUCGCGCAACAUUGGGCUAUCCAUCAUGAUGGGCGCAUACGAACAAGCCUCCGUCCGCCUCGUGGGUUUCGACUCCCCACUCCAGCCUCCCCUGGUGAAGCUCCUAGCCCCGGCGAAGUACUACAACGCUCGCACAUAUCAUUCAGAGAAGAGCCUCAAGGCGAUCCAGAAUAGUUUAGCCGACACGGACCGUGAUCAUAAAGAUUUUGUGUACCACAUCCUCAAAGCAAACGACCAUCGGCGCCUGCUCUCGGAUGGUGAGAUCCAGAAGAACCUGGUGACCUUCAUCAUAGCAGGCAGCGAGACAGUGGGUUGGAACCUGGCUAUCUGGUCAUAUUGGAUGGGCACCCAUCGAAAUGUCUAUUACAAACUCCGGGAUUUAAUCCGAGAGAAGUUCGCCAGGUCUGAGGACAUCAACUGGACCGCGCUCAAGGACAUCAAGUAUCUCAGCGCUGUGAUACGCGAGAGCAUGCGUCUCUUAGGGACUUCCAUCCAGCGCAUCCGCGUCGUGCCCGAGGGUGGAAAGUCCAUCGACGGGCAUUGGAUUCCAGGGGGUACUACUGUUGCCGUGGCGGAAUACGCUGCGGCGCACUCCGAGAUGAACUUCAAAGACCCGUGGUCCUUCCGUCCUGAGAGGUGGAUGGACCCGGAUUGUAAGGAUAAUCUAAGCAUGUCGAAGCCAUUCGCGUAUGGGCCCCGGGACUGUAUUGGGAAGAACCUGGCGGGUAUUGAGCUGCGGUUGGCUAUUGCGCAUAUCCUCUGGCACUUUGAUCUGGAUGUCGAUCUCGAGGACGAGGGGAAUAAGAAGUGGAGUCCGGAGAAUGACUUUGAGCAUUUGUAUUCUUUUAUUGGCUUCGAGUUUCCGCCGCUGUGGACCAAGUUGACUAAGGCGAACAGACCGGGGUUACUAUAGGGGUGACAUUGAACUUUGAUGACUGGAUUAGCUAGCCAUUCACUUAUAACGGCUUUUAGAAUAUGGAUAGAGACCUCGAGAAUGGUGGCUGGGAGGAUUUCGUUGUCAAAUGGGGCGACUGGCAUGUAACGUGGCCACACAAGCCAUGCCAGCGUCUGUUGUGUACAAAUUACGAUGAGCUAACAGUUGAUAUAACGUGUAAAGUUAAACUUUGAAA